CCACCCACCCACCCACCCAACGCCCCCACAAAACCUCACUCUCUCUCCUCUCUUCUUAAGACCCUUUCAAUCCCACGACCCAUCUAUAAUUUUUCAACCCAAGAAGCAGAUACGUACCCACCCCCUUACUCUCUCAAAUGGGUUUUGAUCACGACGCCACUACCUCUGGCCUUCACCUCGUUCUAGGGUUAUCUUUGACGGCUACCACCACUCCAUCCACCAAGCCUCAAGAUCAUCAUCAUCAUCAUCAUCAUCAUUUUUGUGUUGUUAAGCCUACGCCAACCAAGCCUAAUUCCCCCAAUGAACCGUCUUUGACGUUGGGUUUGUCUGGCGAGAGCUGCCACCUAGCCAAGCAAGUGCCCACCAACAGUAAGGUUUAUUGUGAGGAUCCUCUCGACAUGUCUCGACAGACGUCACCUCACAGCGUGGUCUCGUCUUUCUCGACCGGGAGGGUUGUGAAGAGGGAGAGAGAUCUUAGCUUUGAAGAGGUAGAGGCAGAGGCAGAGGCAGAAGAGAGGGUUUCUUCAAGAGUCAGCGACGAAGAAGAAGACGGCACCAAUGCUAGGAAGAAACUCAGACUCAGUAAAGAACAAUCUGCACUACUAGAGGAGAGCUUCAAACAACACAGCACUCUCAAUCCUAAACAGAAGCAAGCUUUAGCCAGAGAGCUAAAUCUACGGCCUCGACAAGUUGAAGUGUGGUUUCAGAAUCGGAGAGCCAGAACAAAGCUGAAGCAGACAGAGGUGGACUGUGAGUUCUUAAAGAAAUGCUGCGAAACGUUGACGGACGAAAACAGAAGGUUAAAGAAGGAGCUGCAGGAGCUGAAGGCACUGAAACUGGCUCAACCCUUGUACAUGCCUAUGCCUGCGGCAACACUCACCAUGUGCCCUUCUUGCGAGAGGCUCGGUGGCGUUAGCGAUAACGCUUCCAAUAAAAGCCCUUUCUCCAUGGCUCCCAAGACCCACUUCUACAACCCCUUUGCCAAUCCUUCUGCAGCAUGUUGAUUGUGGUUAGGUUUUCACGCUUUCGGGCCAAGAGGUAAACCAGAAGAGUUAUUUCCCACGACCAUUGUAUUUUUUUGGUUGAGGGCGAUGCGUCUAGCUAGGGAAAAGUUGUAAUUAGCUAAUACUGUUAAGAAUAGUAACUUCUGAUUGAAAUUACCUUUUGCUUUUUCUUCCUCUAUUAUUGUAUGUUUAUAUAUAAACCAUUAUAGAAGUUGUCCUUCUAUAUACGAAGGUGUUAGAAUUUUUUUA
This is a messenger RNA of Vigna unguiculata (cowpea), 1253 nucleotides long. Its product is annotated as homeobox-leucine zipper protein HAT22-like. Lineage: Eukaryota; Viridiplantae; Streptophyta; Magnoliopsida; Fabales; Fabaceae. Gene Ontology annotation, biological process: regulation of DNA-templated transcription. Gene Ontology annotation, molecular function: DNA-binding transcription factor activity, RNA polymerase II-specific; sequence-specific DNA binding. The record is from RefSeq and is a predicted model, not a curated record.